Molecule: messenger RNA, 2764 nt
Organism: Dromiciops gliroides (monito del monte)
Lineage: Eukaryota; Metazoa; Chordata; Mammalia; Microbiotheria; Microbiotheriidae
Gene: DENND6B
Product: DENN domain containing 6B
Exons: 20
Coding region: 32-1819 (595 amino acids)
Cellular component (GO): recycling endosome
Molecular function (GO): guanyl-nucleotide exchange factor activity
Source: RefSeq, a predicted model, not a curated record
AGGAGGAGCCGGAGGCGGCCUCGGACUCGGCAUGGACGCGCUGUGGGGCGCUGCCCCGCGCCCGCCGCCAGCCGGCCUGGGCCCCUCAGAGAGCCCGAGCUCCACCCCAACCACGACUCGCCGGCUCCGCCGGCCGCCGCUGCCCUGGGCGCGCUUCUCCGCCUGGCUCGAGUGUGUGUGCGUGGUGGCCUUCGACCUGGAGCUGGGCCAGGCCCUGGAGCUGGUGUACCCUUAUGAGCCCAGGCUGACAGAGAAGGAGAAAACCAGCAUCUGCUACUUGUCUUUUCCUGACUCCUACUCAGGCCUUCUUUCAGGCUGCCUCGGGGACACUCAAUUUAGCUUUCGCAUGCGUCAGUCGGGGGGACAGAGGAGCCCCCACUCCCUCGAUGAUGACGAUGAUGCCUAUAACAGAGGAGCUCCCGUCACCCUGCAGAGAGAGGCUGCCCACUUGUUUGGCUACGUGUACUUCCGGCAGGUGAAGGACAGUGCUAUGAAGAGAGGCUACUUCCAGAAGUCACUGGUGCUGGUGUCCCGCCUGCCCUAUGUGAAUUUGUUCCAGUCACUACUGAACCUCAUUGCUCCUGAGUACUUUGAGAAGCUGGUCCCGUGCUUGGAAGCAGUAUGCAACGAGAUUGACCAGUGGCCACCCCCGGUGCCAGGACAGACUCUGAAUCUGCCUGUGAUGGGAGUCGUCAUGCAGGUACGAGUCCCAUCCCGGGUAGACAAGUUGGAGUCAAGCCCUGUAAAGCAGUUUAACCAAGAGAACCUGCUUCCUGCGCCGCUAGUUCUCUCCAGUGUUAAUGAGCUGGAUCUUUUCAGGUGUUUCCAGCCUGUGCUGAUUCACAUCCAGCUGUUGUGGGAGCUGAUGCUCCUGGGGGAGCCCCUGGUUGUCAUGGCACCGUCUCCCACUGUCUCAUCAGAGAUGGUGCUGGCUCUGACCAGCUGUCUGACUCCUCUUAAAUUCUGCUGUGACUACCGGCCCUACUUCACCAUCCAUGACAGCGAGUUCAAGGAGUACACCACCCGCACGCAGGCCCCACCGAAUGUUGUCCUGGGGGUCACAAAUCCUUUCUUUAUCAAAACUCUUCAGCACUGGCCACACAUCCUCCGGGUCGGAGAGCUCAAAAUGUCAGGGGACCUUCCCAAGCAAGUGAAGAUGAAGAAACUCACCAAGUUGAAGACCCUGGACACCAAGCCAGGACUCUACACCUCCUACAAAACCUACCUGCACAAGGACAAGACGCUCAUUAAGAGGCUGUUGAAGGGCAUCCAGAGGAAGCGGCCUUCCGAGGUGCAGAGCGCUCUGCUUCGACGGCAUCUCCUAGAGCUCACGCAGAGUUUCAUCAUCCCCCUGGAACACUACAUGACAAGCCUGAUGCCCCUGCAGAGGGCAGUCACACCCUGGAAGACACCCCCCCAGAUCCGUCCUUUCCGCCAGGAUGACUUCUUGAAGACCCUGGAGCAUGCUGGCCCCCAGCUUACCUGUGUCCUCAAGGGUGACUGGCUAGGCCUGUACAGGCGGUUUUUCAAGUCUCCCAAUUUUGAUGGCUGGUACCGGCAGCGGCACAGGGAGAUGACGCAGAAGCUGGAGGCUCUACACCUGGAGGUGAUCUGUGAAGCGAACAUCCUGACCUGGAUGAAGGACAAGUCUGAGGUGGAGAUUGUCGACCUGGUCCUGAAGCUUCGAGAAAAACUUAUCCAGGCUCAGGCUCACCGGCUCCCGGUGAAGGAGGAGACGCUGCAGCGGGUGACUCUGUAUAUUGACACCGUCAUUGGCUCCCUGCCCGAUGACCUGCAGGCCGUCCUGCGGCACCCCUGAGAUGGCCCUGCACUUCUGGACUCCAGAGACCCCCUUGGGGGAGGACUAGAGGUUGCCCACACCUGCCAAGCCUUCUUGGCCCGUCAGUAUUAAGGCCCUGGCCCCUCUGAGCUCUGGGCUGGAGGGUAGAGGGAGGCCCACGCCUUGCUCCCUUGGGGGCUGGGCCCAGAGGAAUAGGAGCCUGCACCUCCAGCCCCUUCUUUCCCUGGGGCCCCUGGGAACAGCCAAGGCCUCCAGGAGAGGCCGUGCAGGCCCUGCCUCUCUUGGGGGAGGGUUUCCCAGCAGCUCAGCACUCCAGAGCCCCUUCUUCCAAAGGACCACUGUCCCCAGGAGCCUGAACCCUGACAAUUGUCGGGAGGAGGGGCGGGCCUGGUGACAGCAGCCCACAGGGGUGGCCCCUCCCUCUAUACAGCUUCCUGCCCCUUCCCAGGGCUCCCACGUCACCCCCUCCCCAGAAAAGGCUUCUGUUGGCGCAGCUGAGGUAAAGGGCAGGGGCAGGGGCCUGGGGCCCAGCCAACCCUCUGCUUUCCUCAUCCCGUUUCAAAGCAGGGAGCUUCAGCCAAGCACAAACCGGACCCCCUUGCCUGCUCCCCAUAGGCUGGGCAGCCCUUCCUGGGCCCUCCUGCUAAGGGCCAGGGCCAGGGGGGCUGAGGCAGAAGCAGCUGGCUCUGCUUCGCUGUCUCCCCAGAGAGCCCUGGCCCUUUCUCCAGCUGGCUCCUGGAGUCUUCCCAUGGGCCUUGACACUGAAGCCAUCAGUCUGUCUGAGAGUAAAGGAGAUUGUUUUAAAUGGUGGACUGGGCCCUCUCUGAAUGGGCAGGUCUGGGGGAGGCUGGCCCCAUGGGGGCCUACACUGGCUAACCUGAGCUGGGUAUCCCACCAGUGGGGGAAAGCUGGCCCCCCAAACUGUCCUAGAGAACUGCAGGCCCCGAGAAGGGAGAAGUGGGA